Messenger RNA from Symbiodinium necroappetens, 582 nucleotides. NCBI's taxonomy places the organism in Eukaryota, Dinophyceae, Suessiales, Symbiodiniaceae. The record is from the annotation of a GenBank genome assembly.
AUGCAGGACAAAGGAUGGUCCGAGGAGCGCAUCAAUGGAGCCACAGCCCAUUGCCAGAAGAACCAAGCCAAAGGCUACAUUAGAAAAUCGCUCUACGAUGACGAUGUGUUGUAUUGGUGCAACAUGAAAGUCAAAGGAAAGAAGAGGAACUUCAAGAAGUCCUUCGUGCGCAAAGUGAUUGAGUACGACGAAGCCGCCGAGGAUAACGACAACCGCCUGGAGUGUGAUUUUGAGUUGGGGGGAGGCAGCGACGCUCCUGCUGGCUCCAACGCCCAGCAAGCCAAGUUGCCUCCGGCCGAGAGCGUUGAUCCGAAAUUGUUGAGUUGCUUUCCGGAUGUUGAGAGGGCCAGCAGCCCUAUUAUGAUCUACGACAAAGCUGUUGCAGCGGUGGACAAGCGCAUCAACAAGUUGGUUGACCUCCAGGAAGAGCUAGAGAAACGGAUCAUGUCUGACUUGGUCGAAAAGAUGCUUGCGAAGGUUGCCAGCUCCGUCGACAAACUUCGCGAGGAGGAUGCGGAGCUGACUAGGCUGUAUAAUUCUGGGAUCAUCGACGGUUAUUCAACUGAGCUCCUUUGCUGCUAA